Exaiptasia diaphana is the source of this 1255-nucleotide messenger RNA. Its product is annotated as nucleoporin NUP188 homolog. The record is from RefSeq and is a predicted model, not a curated record. Gene Ontology annotation, molecular function: structural constituent of nuclear pore. Gene Ontology annotation, biological process: RNA export from nucleus; protein import into nucleus. Gene Ontology annotation, cellular component: nuclear pore inner ring. Lineage: Eukaryota; Metazoa; Cnidaria; Anthozoa; Actiniaria; Aiptasiidae. Bases 21 to 1235 code for a protein of 404 amino acids. The transcript is spliced from 10 exons.
AACUCGAUAGUGGAUAUGCCAUGGCUUUGCUGCCACURGCCUGUGAACCCUUAGAGUAUUUGAACGGUCGCCUUGGCAAAGAAGACAUCCACCAGGACAAGAUCUUAGAGUUGUCCGUCUUUGUCAUCGAUGAAAUCCUCAACAUUUUACUCACUAACCCUGGUCAGUGGCUUCCUGUACUUAGAGAGCAUGCGCUGUUCGCRUCUUUGGUUCAAGCGUUGGAUAUUUGUGUCCGGACAAGAGAAAAGCUGGAGUUUACUGAAGCGGUAUUACAUCUCUUCCUCUCGCUAUCCAGAAUUCCUGUGAGUGCAGAGGCGCUGGCAUUAAAUAAUUUAUCUCAAACGCUGUGUCUUGGGGUGGCAUCGUUGUUUAACAAUGAAAACGAUAGCAAAACGGUCUCAUAUCAACYCAAACCAACGCCCAUCCAAGUAAAUGACAACUCAACCUCCCCUCUCUCAAAGAACUGGACAAACAUCUGGCAUCUGAGUCUCGCUGUGAUGGCCUCCAUGCUGAGAACUUUAAGACACGGGUUUCUUAAAGAGGUUUUUGAUUUCGCUGGAGUUCACCGUGAGAGACUGGCACGAUCAAUGGACAUGGUGCGUUCGUCCCAGUCUCCUAGUACUCUUGCGGAAGCGGAAGGGGUCACGGCGUUUUUGUUUGAGCUUGGRCACUACUCAAAGGAAUGGAGGUUUAAUUUACUGGAUGUGUUGGAGAUGCUUCAGGGUCGCAUUGGUGUCUUAUGUCAAUCUUGUAUUGCUUUGCUUACUCACCCAAGACUACUGGCUCAUCUUUUAGAGAUGUCUACUGGAAAUCCUCUACAAAAGGGAUCCCAACCAUUGGCUGAUUUAAGUCAAACUCUGAGUAGUUCAUUCUCAGCGCGCGAACUACUAAGGACGUACUCGUAUGCCGAUGAAGAAUCGUUUAGGAAUAAUCCGGUGGUGUCGACGACUCAAUCAAAACUGUUAAAGAUCUUAUGCAACUCGUUAGCGAUGUUACGGCAGUUUACUCCAGACAUCUGUGAAAUUCUACUCGAUGAGGGAAUGGACAUAGAUGAGUAUGUGCCCCUAGCUACGUUAGGAUUUAGUUCCCCUGCUAUUGAUCAUGAGGAACCUCUUUCCUUUGGUACAUUACUGGCUUGUUUGAAUAUGUGCCUUACAAACCUUAGUCCAGGGGGGGAUGCACGCUCACCAGUUAAGUCUCCUGUCAGGACUUUAUCAGAAACAUUACCAAGGUAAGAAACCUGGUUGAUUGGUUG